AUGGCGCCGGCGAAGCGCAAGCGACCCCACGACGAUCCCGAACCUCCACCCCCCACCGCCACCGGUUCUGCCGUCGCCGCCGGCGCAACACCCGCCGAUCCGACGACAACGCGUCGUGCAACGCGUCAAACCCCGAUUCUACCCCCUCCGAUCCCGACCUCCGUCACCGCAUCCCACUCGCAACCUUUGCACACUUCCGUUGCCGCUACUGCAACCACCAUCGCCGAGGACAAGCGUACCAGCGGACGUCGUCCUUCGAAUUCCAAGCCAUACCCACCAUCCAAGAUCUCUGAGACGCCCAUACCCGUACCAGUACCGCCUACGUCUUCAUCGUCGGCAUCGCAUCUAGCACAGCAGCAACCAUCUAUACCACGACCGAUCGGUCAAGUCUCGACACCCACGCCGCAAGAACCCCGCGUAACCCGUCAACGACGCGAGAGUGCAAACGAUUCUUCGCCCCAAAUGGCCUUCAAAGAUGCAAAAGAAAAUAUCAGGCCCGUGACGCUCGUCGCGCCAAAGAUCACCUACCAAGCACCGCAGACACAAGCCCACCGCAACCGCACCGGAGGCAGCCUCGUCCGCCCAAGCCCGCCCACGAGCCAGCCACCCAUCACGCAGCACUUCCGACCAAUCUCGACGACGACGACGACAACAACAACGACGACACGACCUACCUACCACCACACAAUCCCCGCGACCGUCACCGCCGUUCCCGUCCCCGUACACCCGACAUCGACAUCGACAUCCUCCAAGCCAGCGGCAGCAACAACAGCCCCACCACCUCCUCCGAGGACAGCAGACAAAUCCGCCCCGCGGACAGAUCGAAAUAUCGACAAGGUGAUGCUCGGCAACAUCUGCUUCCGGGCGUGGUAUCCAUCCUACUACGGCAAAGAAGUCCUCGGCGAAGCUGCAGGCGCAAAGGCCAGCGGUGGCGGGAGCAAGAACCCGCUUGCACACCACGAUGUGACCGGCGGCGCGAACAGCAGCAACGGCGGCGCAAAGAACCAGCACCGCAAGGGUGGCGACGCACCCAUGCUGGAUAGGCUAUACGUGUGUCCCAUGUGCUUCAAGUAUUCCAAGGAACUCGUGGCGUGGUGGGGUCAUGUCCGCAUGUGCGAGCGCAACGGGGUGGUGCCGGGGCGGAAGGUCUACCGGCAUCCGAAGGGGCGGAGGCUGGUGCGCAAGGAGAUUGCGCGGACGACGGGGAAGAAGACGAAUGUUGCGCCAAAGUAUACGGAGGAGUAUGUUACGGAUGAGGGAGAGUGGAGUGUGUGGGAAGUUGAUGGCGAGCAGGAUGUGCUAUUCUGCCAGAAUCUCUCCCUCUUCGCCAAACUCUUCCUCGACAAUAAGUCCGUCUUCUUCGACGUCCGCGGCUUCAACUACUUCCUCCUAGUCUACACACCUCCUGCCCCCAAGCCGACCCCCAACCCCGUCUCCCACCAAGACCCAUCACAGUCACAACCACCGCCUCCGUCGUCGCCGCCGCCGCGUCCACACAUUGUCGGCUUCUUCUCCAAGGAGAAAAUGUCAUGGGACAACAAUAACCUUGCCUGCAUUCUCGUCUUCCCGCCCUGGCAGAAGAAGGGCCUCGGCGCGCUGCUCAUGGGCGUAUCGUACGAGAUCUCGCGGCGCGAAGGCGUGCUAGGCGGGCCGGAGAAGCCUAUCUCGGAGCUAGGAAGAAAGGGGUAUAAGCGGUUUUGGGGCGGGGAGGUUGCGAGGUGGGUGUUGGGAUGUCCGAGUAAUGGCAGGGGCGGGAAUGACGCGGACCCGGCGUUGCUAGUUGAUCUCGAAGACUGUAGUCGGUCGACAUGGAUCGCGUUGGAGGAUUGUCUUGCGACGUUGAAAGAGAUGGGUGUUGUUGUUGAGGCUGGGAGGGGGCCUGGGAAGCCGCCUGCUAAGAAGAGGCGGAGGAAGAGGAUAGCGGGGGAGGACGGUGUGGACGGGGGUGAGGAAGCGGUGGAGGAGGAGGAGGAGGAUGGGGAUGUUGAGAUGGAGGAGGCGGAUGCUGGGCCGCGGCCUGGUGUUCCGAGGGUGAGGGUUGAUAAGGCGGCUGUUUGGGCGUGGGUUGCUGCGAAUGGGAUUAGUCUUGAGAGGAUAUGUGAUCCGGAUGGGUUUGUCGAGGGGUAUGCUAUUAAGCAGCCGGACGUUGAGGAGGAUGAUGAGUGA
Molecule: messenger RNA, 2166 nt
Organism: Colletotrichum godetiae
Lineage: Eukaryota; Fungi; Ascomycota; Sordariomycetes; Glomerellales; Glomerellaceae
Product: acyl-CoA N-acyltransferase
Exons: 2
Coding region: 1-2166 (721 amino acids)
Biological process (GO): negative regulation of DNA-templated transcription; positive regulation of transcription by RNA polymerase II
Cellular component (GO): MSL complex; chromatin
Molecular function (GO): histone H4K16 acetyltransferase activity; transcription coregulator activity
Source: RefSeq, a predicted model, not a curated record